AUGAAUAUUAUAAAUCCCUACUUACGAUUAGGUGCGAAUGAUAUGAAACGUUUAAUUCGUAUUGAUGACUUUUCAUCAAUUAUAAUGGAGAACAAAUCUGAACGACUGGUGAAUAUGUGUCAAUGUUGUGGUGAACCAAAUACAUUACAUGCUUGUAGCAGAUAUAAUUGUCAAUAUAGACGACUAGGUCACCUGGCCAAAACUCUUCUUGCUCUAUUUGUGAUUGCGGUUGUGGUAACUGCCGUGACGGUCCCAACUGUUCUAUUAACUCGGCGUAAACCACAAUCUUCGACUACUCCCUUACCCGCUGAAUCACCAACUGUACUUUCAACGAUAAUUGACAUUUCGACAGCCACAAAAAUGACGAUUGACUCAAAUUCAACAGCUACAGAGAUGACGCCAGAUUCAAAUUUGACAGCUACAGAAGCAAUUACGAGUGUCACUUCAAUCACUGUCACAACAACUGGUGUCCCUUCAUCAGUCACAGAAAUGACAACAGACUCAAAUUCGACAACUACAGAAAUGAUAACAGACUCAAAUUCGACAACUGCAGAAAUGACAAUAGACUCAAAUUCGACAACUACAGAAAUGACAACAGACUCAAAUUCGACAACUACAGAAAUGACAACAGACUCAAAUUCGACAACUACAAAAAUGACAACAGACUCAAAUUCGACAACUACAGAAAUGACAACAGACUCAAAUUCGACAGCUACAAAAAUGACAACAGACUCAAAUUCGACAACUACAGAAAUGAUAACAGACUCAAAUUCGACAACUACAGAAAUGGCAACAGACUCAAAUUCGACAGUCACAGAAACGACGAUGGACACAACUUCAUCAGUUAUAGAAAUAACAAACGACACCUUUAUCACAGUCAUAACUACUACAGCACAAGCGACAGGUCAGGUUUGA
Messenger RNA from Rotaria sp. Silwood1, 915 nucleotides. NCBI's taxonomy places the organism in Eukaryota, Metazoa, Rotifera, Eurotatoria, Philodinida, Philodinidae. The record is from the annotation of a GenBank genome assembly.